This is a messenger RNA of Tinamus guttatus (white-throated tinamou), 1229 nucleotides long. It is a transcript of the gene B4GALT6, whose product is annotated as beta-1,4-galactosyltransferase 6. NCBI's taxonomy places the organism in Eukaryota, Metazoa, Chordata, Aves, Tinamiformes, Tinamidae. Gene Ontology annotation, molecular function: UDP-galactose:glucosylceramide beta-1,4-galactosyltransferase activity. Gene Ontology annotation, biological process: carbohydrate metabolic process; glycosphingolipid biosynthetic process. The record is from RefSeq and is a predicted model, not a curated record. Gene Ontology annotation, cellular component: Golgi apparatus.
AAGGAUGUCACUGCUGCGCAGGGCGCUGCGGGUCUCCAAUCGCUCCAUGCUCGCCUUCAUCUUCUUCUUCUCCUUCUCCUCGUCCUGCCUCUACUUCAUCUAUGUGGCCCCUGGGAUCGCAAAUACAUAUCUCUUUAUGGUGCAAGCUCGUGGUAUAAUGUUGAGAGAAAAUGUAAAAACAAUAGGAAAUAUGAUCAGAUUAUACACUAACAAAAAUACUACACUGAAUGGCACAGAUUAUCCUGAAGGGAACAAUUCUAGUGACUAUCUUGCUCAAACGAGAAUGUAUCUUCCAGAAAACUUCACUUACUCUCCUUACCAGGCUUGUCCAGAAAAGUUGCCUUACAUGAGAGGCCUUAUCAAUGUGAAUAUGAGUGAAAUUAGUUUUGAUGAAAUACAGGAAGUGUUUUCAAAAGAUUUGGACAUUAAGCCAGGAGGACACUGGAAACCGAAAGACUGUAAGCCACGAUGGAUUGUGGCAAUCCUCAUUCCUUUUCGGAAUCGCCACGAGCAUCUUCCAAUCUUUUUCCGACAUCUGAUACCUAUGUUGCAGAAGCAGCGUCUGGAAUUUGCCUUCUAUGUUGUUGAACAGACAGGUACACAACCUUUUAAUCGUGCAAUGCUCUUUAAUGUUGGCUUCAAAGAGGCUAUGAAGGAUGUUGUUUGGGACUGCGUGAUAUUUCAUGAUGUGGAUCACUUGCCUGAAAAUGACCGAAAUUAUUAUGGAUGUGGAGAAAUGCCACGUCAUUUUGCAGCAAAGCUGGACAAGUACAUGUAUAUUCUUCCUUACAACGAGUUCUUCGGCGGUGUAAGUGGACUGACAGUAGAACAAUUCAAAAAGAUCAAUGGGUUUCCAAAUGCCUUUUGGGGAUGGGGUGGAGAAGAUGAUGAUCUUUGGAACAGGGUUCACUAUGCUGGAUACAAUGUAACAAGACCUGAAGGAGACUUAGGAAAGUACAAAUCCAUACCUCACCAUCACAGGGGUGAAGUCCAGUUUUUAGGACGAUACAAACUACUGAGGUAUUCUAGAGAACGUCAAUACAUUGAUGGAUUGAACAAUUUAAUAUAUACUCCUAAAAUACUUGUCAGUAGGCUAUAUAAAAACAUAACUGUAAAUCUCAUACCAGAACUUGCUCCUGUUAGGGAUUAUUAAUGGAAAUGAAAUGACAAGCUAUGCCACUGGAGUAAACAUUAGUACUGGAAGCUACAAAUAGACACUACAGACACUA